Racocetra persica is the source of this 328-nucleotide messenger RNA. Lineage: Eukaryota; Fungi; Glomeromycota; Glomeromycetes; Diversisporales; Gigasporaceae. The record is from the annotation of a GenBank genome assembly.
AUGCUUCCACCACCCCCUGCAGUGUACAAUAAUGCUGAUGAACUCUUCCAAGAUACACAAAGGUUCGCAAAUUCCCAAGGUUAUGUGCUGGCUAAAAAAAGAACUCGAAAAGAUAACCAUGGAGAAUUAAAGAAUAUGACACUACGAUGUGACCAGGGCAGUGUUUACCCUAACUCUUUGGAACUUAGUGAAGAAUCAAGUCAUAGGCAAAGAAGCACAAGGCUUAUUGAUUGUCCUUUUGAGCUGUACGCUGCUAGAUAUGAUGGAUCAUGGCACCUAGAGAUUCACGAUGCAACACAUAAUCAUGAUUGCUCAAAUAACAUGGCAG